This is a messenger RNA of Prorocentrum cordatum, 303 nucleotides long. NCBI's taxonomy places the organism in Eukaryota, Dinophyceae, Prorocentrales, Prorocentraceae. The record is from the annotation of a GenBank genome assembly.
CCGUGCCUCGGCCCCGGAAGGGGGCGCCGCGCCCCGCGCGCGCACCGCGCCGCCGUCGGCCUCGGCCUCUCGCGAGCCUCGCGCGGCGGGCCGAUGGCGGCGGGGGAGGGCGUGCAGCAGAGGCUGGCGAGACUCGACAGCGUGCUGAGGCAGGUGCCCUACCAGUACGAGCAGAAGGACAGGCUGCGCAACGACGUGGCGAGCCUCCUCCGGUCCAGCGACGGCCUGCAGCCCGCCGCGCAGCAGUUCACCGGCGGCGGGAAGUCUGCCACGCUGUUCUACCUCACGGCGUCGUGCCGAUAA